Molecule: messenger RNA, 2124 nt
Organism: Cokeromyces recurvatus
Lineage: Eukaryota; Fungi; Mucoromycota; Mucoromycetes; Mucorales; Mucoraceae
Product: P-loop containing nucleoside triphosphate hydrolase protein
Exons: 3
Coding region: 1-2124 (707 amino acids)
Cellular component (GO): membrane
Molecular function (GO): ATP hydrolysis activity; ABC-type transporter activity; ATP binding
Source: RefSeq, a predicted model, not a curated record
AUGAUCUUCAUUGGUCUUUCUGGUGUUACCGCCUUUUUGCUAAUAGUAGCAGGUAUUGUAAACUAUUAUGCACGCAAAAAGACGACAGGUCAUAUUACACUUGCAGAUGAUGAGGCAGGCAAACUAAUGACGGAACAUACACCUACCAGCCUCAUCUUUACGGAUAUUCAUUAUGAGAUUCCAAAUAGUCAAAGGGCCAUUCUUGAUGGCGUCUCAGGGAUGGUUCAACCAGGUCAAGUGAUGGCCAUCAUGGGAGCAUCUGGUGCAGGUAAAACAACCCUUUUAGAUAUUUUAGCCAAACGUACCAAGUCUGGUAUUUCUCGAGGGGGCAUCUACUUGAACGGUCAAGAAGUGUCUGCUUCUCAUUAUAGGAAAUUAAUUGGCUAUGUAGAUCAAGAGGAAGUGAUGAUUCCUACUUUAACUGUCUAUGAAACUAUUCUCUAUUCUGCUCUCCUCAGACUACCACGUUCUAUGUCUACAGCAGCUAAAAAAUUUCGAGUCAUGGAAGUGAUGCAAGAAUUAGGUAUUGAUGCGAUUAAGGAUGCUAAGAUUGGCCAACCUGGUGCUCGUUCUAUUAGUGGUGGUGAACGACGACGUGUGGCUAUUGCAUGUGAACUCGUUACAUCUCCAUCUGUUCUUUUCUUGGAUGAACCUACAAGUGGCCUUGAUGCUUAUAAUGCCUUUAAUGUCGUUGAGUGCCUCGUAAAUCUAGCGAAAAACUAUAAACGAACAGUAGUCUUUACGAUUCAUCAACCUAGAUCUAAUAUUGUAACCCUAUUUGAUCAAUUAGUCUUACUUGCACAGGGUCAUGUUGUCUAUUCAGGUCCUCAAACAGAGGUUCAAUCUUAUUUUCAACAGAUCGGAUAUCCCUGUCCUGCUGGAUUUAAUAUUGCUGAUUAUAUGAUUGAUUUAACAAUGGGCGCUGUUCAACGUACUCCAAAUCAGCCUUCAGAGGCGGUGAAAAUAGAUAAUGUCUUUCAAGUAAAUAAGCCAGCAUUUAAUGAUGAGCUUGAGAAUACAACAGCAGAAUGGGCUUCUGAGUUAGGAGCAAGAGCAGGAGGUAGUACUGGUGCAGUUACAACAACAAGUACAACCGUCCCUAAUGUCGUGGUAGAAGAGGAAUCUCAAAAUUUGAUACUGCCCAAUUACCUGCAACAGCUCAUAGAAUUCUAUCAACAUAGUAUUAUUGCGAAUGCCUUAAAAGAAAAUAUGCAGACAACCAUUGCACAAACAUUACAAGAGAAUGGAGAUGCAUUAAGUGCAAAGAGUAUCACUAUUUAUAAGCGACCUGGAGCUUUUAUGCAAUUUCAAAUUUUGGCUGAUCGUACCUUUAAAAACCUGUAUCGAAAUCCAAUGUUGAUGUUUAGUCAUUAUGCAAUGGCUGUCAUUCUAGCAUUGGUUUGUGGUGGUUUAUUUUAUCAGGUUUCAAAUACAAUUGCAGGCUUUCAAAAUCGUAUGGGACUUUUUUUCUUUUAUGAAGCACUUUUGGGCUUCAUGUGUUUAACAUCUUUACAGGUGUUUAGUGGUGAACGUAUCUUAUUUGCUCGAGAAAGAGCCAAUGGAUAUUAUUCCCCUACAACCUACUUUUUAUCAAAGGUUCUCUUUGAUAUUAUCCCCUUAAGGGUCGUUCCACCCUUCAUGAUGGCACUUAUCUCUUAUUAUAUGGUAGGACUUGUAGAGGGUGUCUCUGAAUUUUUCAAGUUUUUGUUAGUGCUUGUAUUAUUUAAUUUGACAGCUGCCGCACUUUGUUUAGCGAUUGGAGUUGUUGUUAAGAAUUUAUCAUUAGCUAAUUUAUUAGCAUGCAUGGUGAUUUUAUUCUCAAUGUUAUUUGCAGGGCUCUUAUUAAACAAAGAUUCUAUGUCCCCUUACUUUAGUUGGCUUAAAUAUUUAUCCUUUUUUAAUUACGCGUUGGAAGCUAUGUUAGUGAACGAACUUAUUUACUUACAACUUGUGGAAGAACGCUUUGGACUCAAAAUUGACGUUCCAGGGGCUACAAUUCUGUCUACCUUUGGAUUUAAUGCUAAAAACUAUUGGCCUGAUGUGAUUCGGUUAAGUUCAAUGUUUUUAUUAUUUAUUUUUAUUGCCUAUAUCUGGCUUGUAUUGUUUGUAAAAGAAAGACGUUAA